CCCGUUUCCACUGAGUCCACUCUUUUCAGGUAGAUGUAUUUUAUUCAGGCAAAAUUGGAAACCAUGCGAAGUAUUAAUUGUUGGCAGUUUCCGUUGCAAUUCCGGUCCUACUACACAUUCACCCCUCUUUACAUCAAUCGUUACGGUUAUGACUCUUGUUUGUACAUGCCCUCAGCCUUUAUGACUUUUUACUUAAGCGUUUUUAUCGGUUUGGCUUCUUGUUUUGCCUUUUUGGAUACCCAUUAUACACAUACCCAUACGAUAAACCGUUAGAAAAACAAACCAUAUCCAAAUUAUCCUACCAAUAUGCAUACCACCGUGGCCUACUCCUUAGGAGGCACUGCCAUUUCCCUUACAGUUAUCACUACCAUCCUUGACAGCAUAUGCUACGCCUGGUCUAGUUCCUCUCUUGAGUCGGCCGUUCUCGGUCUCAGCGCAGUUGGCUGCGUUGUGCUGGCCCUACUGCUCGUGCUCCAAACACGACAUCCCCAAACCAAAACAAAAGCUGGGCCGUGGGGAACCUGGCAACACACUGUUCACAUCCUAGUUGUUGCCUACCUCCUCCUUGCGGCAGGUACCACAUUCAUUACUCGCAAUAUCUUUUGGGCCUUUUCAGUCAUUGCGCAAGCUCUCUUUUGCGGAUUUCUUCUAGUACCCAGGGCAAGGCAACAAGAUGAGGAGAAUACCCACAGUUGGCCGCGUCCGCUGUCCCAUGAGCUCGAGAGGCUAGAUGAACUUCAUUCGGAUGAAAGAAUACAAGAGCGCUCGGACUCACCAUCGCCCUCGAUUACAGUUGAAUUCAACCGACCGUCUCUGUCCCUCAAUCCUAAGACGAGCACUGAUGGACUGGCGCCUGUGCGGCCACACGUGUCGAACGUGGCCACGCGCGUAUCUAGUCGGUAUUCAGGCAAGACACUCUUCCAGCAGGACUCAAAGCACGACUCGAUCGAUCUGCAUGCAGGAGUUAUGUCGUCGCCUUCCAAGCCUGAUGUUUCUGAGGGUCGUGACACCUGUAGCGUGGCUGACCAAGAACAUCAAUCCACCACCACUACUACUGCCUCUACUUCCAAUCCAGCACCAGAACGGACUGACUCAGAUGUGAAGUCCAUGGAUAGUCUCUUGAUCCUCCCAUCUCCACCCUCACCCACAGAGCCCUCGGCCAACCUAGAGUCUAUCGCGACAACCAGCAUGAGACCAUAUCUCCCAAAACUUAUUCUCCCUCCCAACGAGAAGAACAUUCAUCCACUCUUCCGCUCCGAUAGCCCAUCACCACCCCCGACACCAAUGCCAGGGACGAUGGUCAAAGCAUCACCUGUGGCCGGGACGACCAUCUCUGCAAGGACACUGAGCCGCGUACGAUCAUCCAACUCGCUGCGGGUAAGCAAUAACGGGCGUUCUCGCUCACCAUUGUUAUUGGAGAGGAUGAGCACGGCUGAGGAGGGCGAGUUGUCUUCUUCCUGUCCACCAUCCCUUUCCUCAUCAAAAUCAAAACCCAUGCCGGGGAUUAUCAUGGCGGGAGAUCUGCGGAAGAGUAUGUUGCAGUAUGAGAAGAAAUAUGAUCUGAACGAAUCGCCUCUUGAGGGUUGAUUUAAUUUCCUUUGUUGCUUAUUUGCUUUCCUAUGUGUUUCGUCUUUUGAGCAAGGAGUUGGAUAAUGGGCAUGAUUUUAUUCACUGAAUAUAUAGCGACUCUGGUAUAGGAAGUAAUACAAAAAUAUCCAUAACUAAU
This is a messenger RNA of Aspergillus glaucus CBS 516.65, 1726 nucleotides long. RefSeq lists its product as uncharacterized. Bases 307 to 1587 code for a protein of 426 amino acids. The transcript has 2 exons. The record is from RefSeq and is a predicted model, not a curated record. NCBI's taxonomy places the organism in Eukaryota, Fungi, Ascomycota, Eurotiomycetes, Eurotiales, Aspergillaceae.